This is a messenger RNA of Scophthalmus maximus (turbot), 2478 nucleotides long. RefSeq names its product DnaJ (Hsp40) homolog, subfamily C, member 11a (gene dnajc11a). The coding region runs from base 83 to 1771 and encodes 562 amino acids. The record is from RefSeq and is a predicted model, not a curated record. Gene Ontology annotation, biological process: cristae formation. Lineage: Eukaryota; Metazoa; Chordata; Actinopteri; Pleuronectiformes; Scophthalmidae. The transcript is spliced from 16 exons.
ACACACGGGGGCGAGAGAGGGCGCGUGGAGGAAGUCGCGGAGCGACCUAAACGCCGUGAAGAAGAGAUGACCGGGUGUAAACAUGGCGGCUUCCUUGGACGAAGACGAGCUCGGCAGUGAUGAUUACUAUUCCCUGCUCAAUGUCAGACGAGAGGCCACGCAGGACGAGCUGAAGGCGGCGUACCGGCGGCUAUGCAUGCUUUAUCAUCCGGACAAACACCGGGACCCUGAGCUGAAGAGACAAGCAGAACAUCUGUUCAACCUCGUGCACGAAGCUUAUGAAGUGCUCAGGGAUCCACAGUCUCGGGCCAUCUAUGACAUCUAUGGCAAGCGAGGACUUGAUGUUGAAGGAUGGGAGGUGGUGGAGAGGAAACGAACCCCCGCUGAGAUCCGAGAGGAGUACGAGCGUCUGCAGACGGAGCGAGAGGAGAGGAGGCUGCAGCAGAGGACCAACCCAAAGGGAACCAUCAGCGUGGGCAUCGAUGCCACGGACCUCUUCGACAGAUACGAGGAGGACUAUGAGGACGCCGUCGGAGGAGGAGGGGGCGGAGUCCCGCACGUUGAAAUCAACAAAAUGCACAUAUCACAAUCUAUAGAGGCUCCUCUCACUACAAAAGACACAGCCAUUUUGUCUGGCUCCUUGUCAACGCACAAUGGAAACGGUGGUGGCAACAUUAACUUGGCCUUGAGAAGAGUCACCUCGGCGAAGGGUUGGGGAGAGGUGGAGUUAGGUGCUGGAGACACUCACGGACCUCUAUUAGGGAUGAAGAUAUUCCGAAACUUGACGCCGCGAUUCUUCGUGACGGCUCAGUGUGGCCUCCAGUUCUCGUCCCGAGGCGUGCGUCCUGGGGUCACCACCGUUUUCGCCCGUCACCUGGACAAGAACACGAUGGGUUAUCUACAGUGGCGAUGGGGGAUCCAGUCGUCGAUGAACACCAGCGUCGUCCGUGACACCAAGAGCAGCCAUUUCACCUUCGCGGCGCAGCUUGGCGUUCCUCACACUUUCAUAAUGAUGAGCUACCAGUACAAGUUCCAAGACGAGGAUCAGACAAAGAUCAAGGGCUCAGUGAAAUCCGGGUUCUUUGGGACGGUGGUGGAGUACGGUGCUGAGAGGAAGAUCAGUCGACACAGUGUCCUGGGCGCCACCGUCAGCGUGGGCGUCCCCCAGGGCGUCUCCCUCAAGAUCAAACUGAACCGAGCCAGUCAGACGUAUUUCUUCCCCAUCCACUUGACCGACCAGCUCCUGCCCAGCGCCGUGUUCUACGCCACAGUCGGACCUCUGGUUUUCUACCUCGCCAUCCAGCAGCUGGUCAUCAGGCCCUACCUGCGGGCGCAGAAGGAACAAGACCUGGAGAAGCAGCAGGAGAGCUCGGCCUCGAACAUCGCCAGGAAGAAACAGGAGGCGGAGUCGGCCGUUCUGCUCAUGCAGGAGUCUGUGCGCAGGAUUAUUGAAGCUGAGGAGUCCAGAAUGGGCCUCAUCGUCCUCAACGCCUGGUACGGUAAGUUUGUGACGGACAACAGCAGAAGACACGAGCGGGCGAAGGUGAUCGACGUGACGGUGCCGCUGCAGUGUCUGGUGAAAGACUCCAAACUCAUCCUCACCGAGGCCACGAAGUCUGGACUCCCUGGAUUCUACGACCCCUGCGUGGGGGAGGACAAGAGCCUGAAGGUGCUGUAUCAGUUCCGUGGAGUCAUGCACCAGGUCCUGUCGGGAGACUCGGAGCCGCUCAGGAUACCAAAGCAAUCUCACAGGAUCGACGCCGACACAUAGGAGCGUCUCCGCCGACCAAGAGAAAAAAAGAUUUGACCCUCAGGCGUUUGUCGGGAAGACGGAUGAACCUGUUUUAGAUACGACAUGGAUUCAAGUGUUACUCAGACAACUACUUUUUUUUUUUGGUCUUUAUAUUCAUUUAAAUAUGCAGAGCGGAGUCGCAGACGGGGCUGAUCAUAAUUCAGUCUCCGCAGGCAGCAGACUCGUGGCCUGCUUGAAAUUCUAACGUGACACCGAAAAAUCAAUGGCUGCCCUCCAACUUCCCGGGCCGGGUCCUCCAGCCUCCUCGGUGACCGUUUUUUUGGGGGGGGGGGGGUAUGGCUUGUAAUAUAUGAUCAAGUUCUGUGUACUGUAUUGUACAUAAAACUGCAGUGCCUGUGUGAUUGAAGACAUGAAUGCACCUCUGUUUAUUUUGCCAUAUUAUAAAAAAAAAAAUGUCUCAUGUUGUUUGACAUUUUGGUGCUUUAAAAAAACUGAACAUUUUUGCAAAAAAGUGUGUAUGAGGAAAUAUGUACUGUAUGUACAGUAGGUCCUCAAAGAAAACUUCACCUCAGUGUGCAUCAACUGGAAGCAUGACAAGACCAAGAAUAGUUUUCCAAUGAAAAAUGCAACAUCAUAAGUGGAACAUGCAAAUAGACUUCCGGACAACACAUCAUGUUCUUCCUGAUGAAUUGUGUUUAUUCCUUAAAGAGCCCAUAUUGUCAAAA